This is a messenger RNA of Pomacea canaliculata, 2879 nucleotides long. Its product is annotated as neuronal acetylcholine receptor subunit beta-3-like. Gene Ontology annotation, cellular component: neuron projection; synapse; membrane. The transcript has 8 exons. The record is from RefSeq and is a predicted model, not a curated record. Gene Ontology annotation, molecular function: neurotransmitter receptor activity; extracellular ligand-gated monoatomic ion channel activity; transmembrane signaling receptor activity. Bases 118 to 1506 code for a protein of 462 amino acids. NCBI's taxonomy places the organism in Eukaryota, Metazoa, Mollusca, Gastropoda, Architaenioglossa, Ampullariidae. Gene Ontology annotation, biological process: signal transduction; monoatomic ion transmembrane transport; nervous system process.
GAGGACAGACAGUGACUUCGUCUGAUCCUGGCGAGGUGUUGAUGGACUGAAUCACCUAUUUCUUUACAAGCGCAUAAUUACUAUCGGUCCAUCGGCAUAGAUCGCCAUUCUCCCAGCAUGCCUUUCGGGCCUCUCGGUACUCAGCAGCCGACCAGCCUGAUCUUGUGGCUUCUGGCAUUCCUUGCGAUGGCAACCCUCAGCCAGAACGCCAAGAAGGAAGACUACUACGACCUGACUGACUACCUCUUUGACGGUUACAAGAAAGAAGUGCGGCCCGUCCUCGACGACUCCAGUACUAUACAAAUCUACGUCUCGUUUUCCCUGUUUCAAAUAGUAGAAAUGAACGAACAAGAUCAGACGAUGAAGACAAUCGCCCGCCUUAAGAUCGAAUGGCUGGACGACUACCUGGGGUGGGAUGAGCCUGACUACGGCAACAUCACCAGCGUCAUGUACAAACAAAGCGCCAUCUGGCUGCCGGACAUCGUGGUGGGCAACACGGUGACCACCCAGACACAGCUGGGCUACCAGGAUCUCCAGGUUCACAUUGACAGCUAUGGGUGGAUUGUCUGGCAGCCUACAGGAGUGUUUUUAACAUCGUGUGACAUAGACGUGACGUAUUACCCGUUUGAUACUCAGGUGUGCUCCAUCGUCUUCACCUCUGCUCUGUCAACAAGUAGUGAGCUGGCCAUCUCUAUCUACAACGAAACCCCCAUCGACAUGAAGACCUUCUCCCCCGAUGGUAUCUGGGACGUCCUCAACUGGUCAGCAAGCAACCACGACGAAGAGGACGGCAAAGCCAAGAUCUCCUAUAGUUUGCAGCUGAAGCGACGACCCGAGUUCUACAUCCUCAACAUCAUUCUACCCGUCUUUUUCUUGGCGAUGACGUCACCUUUGGUCUUCGCACUUCCUGCGCAAUCAGGCGAGAAGAUGAGUCUGUCCAUCACCGUGCUGCUGGCCUUCGCUGUCUACCUGACCCUCGUCACGGACUCCAUGCCCAAGACUUCUGUACAGGUGUCCAUGCUGAUGGUGUACGUGGUUCAGCUGAUGGCACUGACAGCAUUCAGUGUCAUCCUGUCAGUGCCACUCAUGAGGCUCCACCACAGACCCUCCAACAAACCUCUGGGAAGGAGGGCGUCGAAUGCAAUAAUAUUUUUCCGGAAGCUGAUGUGCCUGGCAGACGAUGAGCGACGAUUAGUUAAUGUCAAGCCGUCUGCUGACAACGAUAACACCGUCUCCAUCAUCGGCGAGAACAAGAAGCAGCAGGUCAAGGCCAACGCUGUCGUCCCUUAUGACAACGACGAAAAAGCAGACGACCCCUGCUCAGACUGCGCAUGCCCGCCCAGGUCACCAGAGGUCAGUCACAUCAGCGGCGAGCUGGCGGCGGAAACGUUGAACACUUUCCUCUUCUACCUCUUCUUCCUGUACAGCAUCGUCAUCACCAUCGCCUUAGGUAUUAUUCUCAUCACAGGUGGCGCGAGGCAAGAGGAGAGCACUCGCCUAAGCUGAUGAUUAAAUAUGACGAAGACAACGAACAAAGAAAUUAUUUUACAGAUUUUAUUGAAUGUGGCUUCAAGGAGGGACUGUAUGGGAAAUGUAUAUCAAAUGUGUUCCUUCGAGAAAUUGCAAAGCAAGACACUAAAUAAUAGUAGAUAACAAACAUGUACACUAUUAUUGACUGUGAAACAUUAAAUUUUUACAGAUUGAUUUAGAAUAAUUUUUAUCACUAUGUGUGUAAAAUUGUUAUCAGCACAUUUAGAAUAGCACUUCUUUUGAAUGCUUAUGAUUGAGAAUAUAUUUCAGUAAUUUUAUGUCAUUCAAGACACAUUAGCUAAAUCUUUAAUUUUAAUUUUUCAUCCAAACAUUUCUAUUCUUAACUGUGAUACAAAUGUUAGUUUCUUGAGGACAAUAUAUCAAACCUGUUCUUUUGACAGAUGUAAUAAUCAUACCGUUCUGUACUAAUAAUCUUUUUCUUUUGGUAGAUGUAACAGUUGUAUCCUUCUGUGCUAAUAGUCUGUGUCCCUUGUUUAGACAUUUUGAUGACAAACUGCUGAAUAAAUUGAGCUUUUCUCAAAACUCGUAUUGUUUUAAUUUUAAUUUAAUAAAAGUCAGUAGGGGUUGUAUAACGAAUAAGGAAGAUGAGAACAACAUACAGAACUUAGUAAAGAAAAACUAGGGAACACUGAUAUAACUUUAUGAAUAUAUGAAUAUAUAUGAAUAUAUUUUAAACAUAUAUAACUUGGUAAACACAGCGAUGACUUUGGAAAGACAUAAAUAAUGAACAUCUGUUGUAAAAAUACGAAGAAUGGACACGUGUUGGCUAAAACGGUAAUAAUUCAUCGGGAAAACAGGAAAUACAAGACAAACACACGCUAAAUCCUAAACCAAAACUAAGACUAAGUAAAAAUAUCGUCUGCUAGGUGUUUAAUCAGUAUAGAAACUUCGUUAUUUAAAAAGAAAGCUUGGGAGGAACUUUUCUGAGACAGUUAUUCAGGUUCACCUGGGAUUCGAGAGCAAAGCAUCAAGGUAUUGUCAGGUAAACCGUGUGUUCUCCUCCUGCCUGGCCCCACCAACAACCAGAAUGAUAAUAAAGACAAUGGUUUUGAUGACGAGGAAGAGAAGAGAAAAGUAGAACAACAAGGUGCUCAGUGUUUCCGCCGACUGCUGACCACUGACGUCACUGACCUGCGCUGACCUUUGACUGCUGAGGGCAGACCCACAGCGACUGUCGUCUGCUUCUUGGUUGUUGUCGUAAGGGACGACAGCUGUGGUCUUGUUCUUGUGUUUCCUGUGUAUGUCGAUGGUUGAAACAGCUUCGUCAUCUUGAGAAGACCUUUUGAUUUCAGUUAUUACAGGAAGUCGUUGAUCUUGACUACACAUCA